AUGAAGCACUCAACGUCACGCGGUGCCCUCGUGACCGUUGGAGGCUCUCUGGAUGGCGUAUACAGACGGGACUUCGCAGUCGACCGGUCAUUACCAACGCCCGAUCCCUAUUCCAUCGAUAACUCCCUGCUGGUGGCGGAUGACUCCGACAGCGAAAGUGAGGCACCCGGUGAACCUUCCCGACGAGUCAAGCUCGUUCAGGAUGAGCCCGCAUUGAGCGGUCGAGAGGUCCUCUUUGAGGUCACCAUCGUCCAAACCUUGGCGAGACCCAGCAAUCUCGACUACCUCCUGGAGCAGGAAAAGAACGUGUGGGACAAAACUCGCGAUCUGGCGCGCCAAGCUACCAUCAAGAAUCUUAAGGAACAUACCCGCAACUGGCGAGUCAAAGCUCGUGAGCGGAAGGAGGUGCAUAAGCCCGAAGCCCAAGAAGCUCAUCGCGGCUGCAAGGCUACUUCGGACGAGUAUGUUAUCCACGAACGUUAUCACUAG
Messenger RNA from Phaeoacremonium minimum UCRPA7, 489 nucleotides. RefSeq lists its product as hypothetical. The coding region runs from base 1 to 489 and encodes 162 amino acids. NCBI's taxonomy places the organism in Eukaryota, Fungi, Ascomycota, Sordariomycetes, Togniniales, Togniniaceae. The record is from RefSeq and is a predicted model, not a curated record. The transcript has 2 exons.